Molecule: messenger RNA, 1516 nt
Organism: Ceutorhynchus assimilis (cabbage seed weevil)
Lineage: Eukaryota; Metazoa; Arthropoda; Insecta; Coleoptera; Curculionidae
Source: the annotation of a GenBank genome assembly
UAUUAAUCCGCGAUCUCCGCGACACCGCUUGUAAUUAAUGUCGUUUGGUGUUUAGAUUUAUGAGUUUAUAUAAAAGGUCAGGAAUCUCGGGACUCUUCCUGUUGCGUAAUUAUUCGGGCCGCCUUCGUCGGGCUAAACUAGAGUUAAUCAGUUUGUUGGUACCUACAGAUGAAAUUUAGAUUACAAUAAAGAAAUGUCGAAAGAGAAAAGAGUUUGGGCAACGAGCGAAGAAGGAAAAAUCGAAUAUGUAUCCUUAACACCAGAUCGUCUCGAUGAAACCGUCCAGUUAUUAAGAAACUAUUUUUUCACAAGAGAAACUGUAUGCGAGGCCGUUGGUUUGUCAAAAAUACCAGAGGCCAUUGCAGAGUGCAAUGAAGUGGUCAUAGAUACUGCCAAACAUGGAGUAUCAGUUGUAGCUAUCGAUAAGGAAUCUGGAAAAGUUAUUGGAGCACUUAUGAACAAAAUCCAGGACAAAAAUACAUCAUCAAAGCAAUUAUAUGAAGAAUUCAUCAAAAAAGCAAAACACCCUGAAAGUAAAGAAAUUUUUAACUAUUUAAUAACCAUGGAAGACGGUGCAGACCCCUUCACUCCAUACAAUGCCGAUUGUAUGAUGGAAUUGGUAUUUCUUUGUGUCUCACCAGACUAUGCUCAAAAAGGUAUCGGAUAUAUGCUAUGCAAGGUUUCAUUGGAUUUGGCAAAUUUGCUUUCUAAGGGUGAAAAUGUGAAAACUCCAUUAGAUAACACACCUCUGCCUUUAGAGCCUAAGCCGCAAAUAGUUACUGUGCUUUGGACGACAUUUAAAUCGCAAAGAAUUGGAAGAAAGUUAAAUUUCAACCAUUUAAAAACAGUGAGCUAUGAAGAUUUAUAUUACAAUGGCAAAUCGUACGCCAGUAAUCUUGGAAACGAAACCAAAUUUUGUAUCUUUGAAUGUAAAAAAUUACAAUAAAAUAAAACAAAAUUUUUAUUAAAAGAAAAUAUUUAUUUUAAAAAACCUAAUUAUUAAUCUUCUGAGUACGAUGAACAUGUUCAUAACCGGCCCUCAAAAGACUCUGAAACUUUUUAUUCUUAUUUAAUUCUUCCAAACUAGAAUCAUCCAGCAGCAUAUUAAUAGAAGGCAAUAAAUCACUGGCAUCUUGCCCUAAAGCAAUAAAAAGAUCAACAAUCUUAAAAAACAAGGUAUUUUGAAUACAUUCAAGAGGAUCAUCAAUAUUGGCAAAAUCCCAAUUAUCCCUCAAUAGAGCUGUCCUCCAAAUUUUCAAAGUCAAUUCAAUUUUUUCAGACUCGUCUUCGACAAAAGAGGCCACAUCUAAGGCUCUUUUAAAAUCAAUUUCUGUGGCAUCAACAAAUUCUGGACAAAUGAAGAGAACGGCUAAAUCACGAGCUGGAAGCACUCUGGGUUUAUUGGCAUCAAAACCGUAUUGUUGAAGGACAUAAUCAGGAACUGCUUCUUGAAGAGAUAUUAAUUCGAGGCGCUUAUUUAUGUCAGCUACUUGGUCAACUGUAUCACUGGCAGCUG